This is a messenger RNA of Dermacentor silvarum, 646 nucleotides long. RefSeq lists its product as uncharacterized. The record is from RefSeq and is a predicted model, not a curated record. The transcript has 2 exons. Lineage: Eukaryota; Metazoa; Arthropoda; Arachnida; Ixodida; Ixodidae. The coding region runs from base 60 to 455 and encodes 131 amino acids.
GCACGCGGAGCGUGCGCCGCGCGUCAUUGGAGAUUUUGGUUUCGAAUGCGCAGUACGUGAUGGUGUUACAGGAAGCCGCCGGACUUGAGUUUCGCUACAAGCACCUUUCCGGUAUCUGUGCAAUCCCGUCGUUGUCGGCAGCAGGUGUGGGCGGUCCCGUGGCCAGGCUAAUCAACGUAUCGGCCAGGUACUGUUUCGCUAGCCGCAGCGGUUUCGUCUGUCCCCGAGUUUUUCCUGCCCGUCGUCUGCCGGCGUCUUCCCGCCACUGUCGUCUGCUAAGUUGCACCGCAAGCAGACGUCGCCCGUCGAGAGGAAGGAGCAACACGCUUCGCCCGCUGCUGCCUCUUCGCAAACCAGACGACACACCUCAACCGCGUCGUCUGGCGCAAGCUGGGUGCGCGUCGUCUGCUUGUGGUGACCUUCUGGAAGAUGUACCACGUGACCAGCUGCGCUGAGUUGGCCGCAGUGUUCCCACUUACUUCUGCUCGACAUCUGACCUGUCUGCACUUGCGACGCCGAUGACGUCAAGGGCGCACUUCGAAGGUGAGCCCUCACGCCCUUUCUCUGUCUUUGCGUGAAAACACGUGACUAAAGAGAGCAUGAUGGAAUCCUGUCGGGUCGGGAUGCAGCAUGAUGAACGAAGAAA